This is a messenger RNA of Drosophila elegans, 992 nucleotides long. RefSeq names its product coiled-coil domain-containing protein 43. The record is from RefSeq and is a predicted model, not a curated record. Bases 110 to 739 code for a protein of 209 amino acids. Lineage: Eukaryota; Metazoa; Arthropoda; Insecta; Diptera; Drosophilidae. The transcript has 3 exons.
GCUUUAGAAUAAAAUUUUUUGUUGCCUUUUGCGGCUGAUUUGUCACUGCCCGUUCAUCUCGGUAAAAAAACCCUCCAUAUAUGAUAUAAAUCCUAAGUCUUAAGAAGCCAUGAGUGCCAGCGAGGAGUUCCAAAGUUGGCUAAAUGAGCAGCUACGUAAACUGAAUACGGACGAGAGUAUUUUUGGAUCCUAUAUUAUUGGCAUUUUAGAGGGCGAUGAGGAAACGACGGACGAAAAAACCGAGGCUCUCGAGGGAAUCCUCAGCGAAACAGGGGCUCCCAAUAUUGACGAACUGGUGGCUACCAUACUCCAGAAAUGGUUUCAAUGUCACCCCAGCGCCGACGAUCCGCCCAAGAAAGGUCUGGAUAUCGAUGUGAAUGCCCAACUGGCCAAGUUGCUGGAGCAACAGAAGCUGCAACCCGCCGUCAACAAGGAGCGUGAAUACACGGAGGAGGAGCGCCGCAUCAAGCAGCAGAUUCUAGCCCAGUACUCCCAGACUGCUGUUGUGAACCAGGACGAGGACGAUUCGGAGCCGGAAAGCGAUGAUGAAAGUGGAGUUCUAGCCAAGAAUACCAACAAAUCCGAUGUCCAGGCGCUUGCCAAGGAAAAGCGGGAGCAGGCUCGACUGGACAGCGCGGCCAAGAAGCAAAAAGAUAAGGAGGAUCGCGAAAAGCAGAAGCAAUUGCGUGAGGAAAAGAAGGAAAAGCGCAAAACCGUCAAAGGCGAACGGCGGCGGUAACCGUCCUCGAAUGUGCAAAUCUUAAGUCCCUUCCUAUACAAACCGAUUUAUACAACUUUGUAAAGUCGCUUAUACGCAAAAGCUGUAAGAAAGUGUUUGCAUAUAUCGAUAUUUGCAGCAAAGACAAAUGAAAUACAGUAACUGUCAACAAUGCAUAUAGGCUUAUAGGCGAAAUAAGCAUAUAAUGCAUAUAAGCGAAUAUAAUGCAUAUAAUGAAUGUAUUACAAUUAAAACACCAACCUUUUUAAAUUGA